Messenger RNA from Passer montanus (Eurasian tree sparrow), 417 nucleotides. It is a transcript of the gene CNOT3, whose product is annotated as CCR4-NOT transcription complex subunit 3. Gene Ontology annotation, cellular component: nucleus. NCBI's taxonomy places the organism in Eukaryota, Metazoa, Chordata, Aves, Passeriformes, Passeridae. The record is from RefSeq and is a predicted model, not a curated record. The transcript is spliced from 2 exons. Gene Ontology annotation, biological process: regulation of DNA-templated transcription. The annotation marks the transcript as partial.
UGUUCUAUUGUGGUUUUUAGGAAUUAUAAAUUUGUUUUUUACCAUUUUCCCCAUUUUUUCCCCCAGAAGCAGGACCGGAUCGAGGCGCUGAAGCGGCAGGUGGAGCGGCACCGCUUCCACGUGCGCAUGCUGGAGACGCUGCUGCGCAUGCUGGACAACGACUCCAUCCCCGUGGACCCCGUGCGCAAGCUCAAGGACGACGUGGAGUACUACGUGGAUUCGUGCCAGGAGCCCGACUUCGAGGAGAACGAGUUCCUCUACGACGACCUGGACCUGGAUGACAUCCCGCAGGCUCUGGUGGCCACGUCCCCCCCCAGCCAUUCCCAGAUGGAGGACGAGAUCUUCAACCAGAGCAGCAGCACCCCGACCUCCACCACCUCCAGCUCCCCCAUUCCUCCCAGUCCUGCUGCCAAUGCU